AUGGCUGACCAGCGUCCGCCUUUGCCUUCCGUCUCUUCCUACAACAGCAGGGGAGAGGGCCUUGGUGACCCUUUUGCAGAUCGUCCUCGCCAGACACAAUUCAGCGAACCACCACACCCUUACCAUGGCGCACCUCAAGGUUACGAAAGCUCGGUGACGCUGCCGCAAGAGUUUGGAGCUCAAGGCAACUACGACGACGACGAGUACCUUGAGAAACAACCCUUGAAUGCGAAUCCAAGUUUUGCUGGAGGCUUCUAUCCACCUGGACCCGUCGACCCAGGUGCUUACGGUGAUCCGUACGCUCACGGUCGCCCUGCAUCCAUCAUGUCCACGUCAACGAACGGCGCGGAAAGUGCAUGGAGACGCCGUCAAACUAUCAAACGCGGUGUGACACGUAAAGUCAAGCUCACACAAGGUCAUUUUAUCGCUGAGUAUGCCGUGCCUACUCCUGUUUUCUCUGCCAUCGAAGCCAAGUGGAGCUCGACAAAGAGUACUGAAUUCUCUCAUAUGCGGUACACUGCUGCUACUUGCGACCCUGAUGAGUUCUCAGAAGAAACGGGAUGGUCACUUCGCACCAAGAUCUACAAUCGACAAACAGAGUUACUUAUCGCCGUCACGUCAUAUAACGAAGACAAGACUCUUUACGCUCGUACAUUGCACGGUGUCAUGUUGAACAUUCGCGACAUCUGCAAGACCAAGCAGUCGAAGUAUUGGCGCCGUCAUGCCGAAGAGGGAACUCCAGCGUGGCAGAAGAUCACCGUAGCGCUCAUUGUUGAUGGUCUAGAAGCCAUGGACAAGAGCGUGUUGGAUAUUCUAGCCACCGUUGGCGUCUAUCAAGAUGGUGUCAUGAAGAAGCAGGUAGAUGGCAAGGACACGGUGGCUCACAUCUUCGAGUAUACGACGCAGCUAUCAGUUGAUGCUACACCGCAACUGGUCUUGCCUCAGCCUGAGGACCCCAAUAACCUUGUCCCUGUACAAAUCAUCUUCGUUCUCAAGGCAAAGAAUCAGAAGAAGAUUAAUUCGCAUCGAUGGUUGUUCAACGCAAUUGGUAAAAUUCUGAACCCGGAGAUUUGUGUCCUAAUCGACGCUGGUACCAAACCGGGCCACAAGUCCAUUUACUACCUAUGGGAAGCCUUUUACAAUGACGCGAACCUGGGAGGUUGCUGCGGGGAGAUUCACGCUAUGAUCAAGGGUGGUAAGAAGCUGUUGAAUCCCCUUGUAGCUGCGCAGAACUUCGAGUACAAGAUGUCGAAUAUUCUUGACAAGCCUUUGGAGAGUAGUUUCGGCUACGUGUCUGUGUUGCCUGGCGCUUUCUCCGCCUACCGCUAUCGUGCCAUCCUUGGCCGUCCGCUGGAACAGUACUUUCAUGGUGACCAUUCACUUGCCGAUCGCUUGGGGCCCAAGGGUAUCUACGGCAUGAACAUCUUUACCAAGAACAUGUUCUUGGCCGAAGAUCGUAUCCUUUGCUUCGAGCUUGUAGCCAAAGCUGGAGACCGAUGGACGCUCACCUAUGUCAAGCCUAGUAAGGCAGAGACUGAUGUUCCUGAGUCCGCCGCAGAAUUGAUCGGUCAACGUCGUCGAUGGCUUAACGGUUCCUUCGCUGCCUCUGUCUACGCCCUCGUCAACUUCUUCAGGUUAUAUAAAUCGGGUCACGGUAUCAUUCGCAUGUUCUUCUUCCACAUCCAGGGCUUGUAUAAUGUCUUCUCCCUCAUCUUCUCUUGGUUCGCGCUGGCAAACAUUUGGCUCACCUUCAGUAUCAUCAUCGACCUCCUCCCUAGUCAAGGCAUCAUCAUCUUCGGUACUGAGGAAGUUACUCACUGGGUCAACCUAUCGCUUAAAUGGAUAUAUCUCGCGUUCUUGGCACUACAAUUUAUACUGGCACUGGGUAAUCGGCCGAAGGGAGAACGAAUGGCGUACGCAAUAACUUUAUGGGUGUAUGCAGUGCUCGCCGUGUAUCUCCUCGUCUGUUCAUUCUGGUUGACGGGCAAGGCGUUCGGGGACAUUCCUAGGCAACUGGAAGGGAAAUCCACAAGCGAAGUCAUCCUCACGUUCUUUACUCCACCUGUUGGAGCUCUCAUUGCUGCUAUGGUUUCCACUUUCGGUAUCUACUUCUUCGCAUCUUUCCUAUACCGGGAUCCCUGGCACAUGUUCUCCAGUUUCCUUCAGUAUCUAUGCCUCGCCCCCAGUUUCACAAACGUUCUCAACGUGUAUGCUUUCUGCAAUUUGCACGAUGUUUCGUGGGGUACUAAGGGUAGUGACAAAGCUGAGGCACUACCAUCCGUUUCAUCCAAGAAGGGCAAAGAUGCAGACUCCCCCGUCGUUGAAGAUACCACCAAGGUUCAAGACGAUGUCGAUGCUGCAUUCAAGGAGACUGUGAGUCGCGCCCUAACGAAGAUUGAAACCAAGGAAGAGAUCGAGAAGCCGACCAUGGACGACGAGAACAAAACCUUCCGAACCCGUCUCGUAUCAUUCUGGAUGCUCAGUAACGCUACGCUUGCUAUCGCAAUUGAGAAUCUCAACGGCUUGCCUAACGAUAAGGAUCCGGAGGCCGACGAGGAGCACCUACGCGCCAAACAGAACUUCUACUUCGGUGUCAUUCUGUAUUCAACAUUUGGCCUCGCUGCUGUGCGAUUCGCAGGGUGUUUAUACUACUGGAUCAAACGAAACCUCUUCAGGUGGUGCAGGAGGAACUAA
This is a messenger RNA of Pleurotus ostreatus (oyster mushroom), 2694 nucleotides long. Its product is annotated as Chitin synthase, class 2. NCBI's taxonomy places the organism in Eukaryota, Fungi, Basidiomycota, Agaricomycetes, Agaricales, Pleurotaceae. Gene Ontology annotation, molecular function: chitin synthase activity. The transcript is spliced from 15 exons. Gene Ontology annotation, cellular component: cell septum; cell periphery. The record is from RefSeq and is a predicted model, not a curated record. Bases 1 to 2694 code for a protein of 897 amino acids.